UUCCAAUCACGUAGGAAUAGUGUAGAUCAGUGAAUGUAUUACCAGUUGCCAAAUAUCUGAAAACAAAAACAAUAUAUUAAUAAUAUUAUGAUUAUAUAAUAUAUUAAUAAUGCUGACAUCAGACAUAAGACGGCAUGCACCGCUCGAAUUUUACUUCAGAAGAAAAAUAAAUACCCUUAAGGUGAAAGGGCACGGAAGUAGCUAGCGCUAGAAGUUUUUAAUUCGUUUUAACUACAGUACUGUAGCUACGUUAGAUUUCUAUCAUUUGCCGAAAAUUUUAUCAUAGGGGGGUAUUUAUGCAGUUAUGAUUUCAUAUGAAAUGUUCGAAGUAUAGUUAUGUAUCUCAUAUCUGCUAAAAGUGGCCACUUUUAGCAGAUUUGAGAUACAUAACUGUGCUGUUAAUAUUUUAUAAGAAAUCUCCUCUGUAUAAAUUAACCCCUAUGGUAAAAUUUCCGACAAAUGAAAGGAAUCUAAUGAAGCUAAUUUUUGUUAAAACAAAUUAAAAACUUACAGCGCUAGUGACUUCCGGAAGUUUUCACCUUAAUAUUGAUGAUGGCAAAUUUUAUUGGUACUGGUUUUGGGUAACUUGAUCUGAAACUGUGUGUACUUUUGCCAACUACUUAUUAUAUUUUGUCAUUUCAGACAAGAAAAUACAACAACGCUGGCGAACAGCAAGGGACACUUACCAGAAAGACAAGAUAUCUGAAAAAAAUCAGCCAUCCGGCUCUGGGAGUAAGAAGAAGAAGAAAUAUUCUUACUAUGACAUUUUGACUUUCUUAGACAGUACAACGGAAACUGCCGGAGAAGAGUCACUCUGUGAAGAAAUGUCUGAACAAAGUAAUUUAGAAACACCUAAUGAGUCCACGCAACUAGGUACUUCACGUCAAGAAAGUUCUCAACUAACAUCACAACGUAAUUUAGAAACACGUAAUGAGUCCACGCAACCAGGUACUUCACGUCAAGAAAGUUCUCACCCAACAUUAAAACAAAAACAAGUAAAAUCUAAAAAGCAAGCACCAUCCGAAUUUGAGGCACAGUUAUUAGAAUGCUUAAAGUCUAAGCAACUGGAGCUGGAAAGUGAGGAUUUGGCUUUCUUUCAGUCUCUGCAGCCUUCAUUAAAAAGAUUCACUAGAUAUCAAAAACUAAUGUUCAGAACAAAAGUGUUAAAUAUAGUUAUGGAAAUGGAAAGUCAAACACAACCUGCAUACUACAGCCCCAUACCUACAACAAGUUCUAGUGCUUUUACUGAGCUUGACAGUUUGUCACCGAUAAAUCAAGAUUACCAAACCAAUAGUAUAAUCCAGGAUACUUCCAGUCUUAACGACAAUGCUAUUAGUUCUGCUGCAGUGAAUGAUAAUGAAACUCUUAUUUCGACUGAAAGUCGCCUGUUUAAUAUCACGUCUUAUGACAUAAUUUAUAACCCAGCAACAACAUCAUCUACUGGCGAAAGUAAUGUCAACGCUCAGGAUACAAAUUUACAAAGAAAUGAAUGAUGUAAAAUUUGAUUUUUAAUUUAUGAAUAAAACUCUUUUUAUUAAAAUGAG
This is a messenger RNA of Leptidea sinapis, 1544 nucleotides long. RefSeq lists its product as uncharacterized. Gene Ontology annotation, biological process: regulation of transcription by RNA polymerase II. Lineage: Eukaryota; Metazoa; Arthropoda; Insecta; Lepidoptera; Pieridae. The coding region runs from base 825 to 1493 and encodes 222 amino acids. Gene Ontology annotation, molecular function: DNA binding. Gene Ontology annotation, cellular component: nucleus; transcription regulator complex. The transcript has a single exon. The record is from RefSeq and is a predicted model, not a curated record.